GCGGGAUCUCUGCUGUCUAUGGUCAGUGUUGUGUUGGCAGUGAUCGAAGAAACAUCUUAAGAAAAGUCGACCCUGUCACUCAAGACGCUAAUUGAGAAGACUAUAUAGCCAUGAAGGCAGUAGCUAUCCUCCCCUUUUUGGUUGCAGCGGCAUUUGCUGCUCCACAGUACGGUCCUGCUCCACAGACUGUUGAGGCUUCUCAACAAGUUUCCUUUGACCAAUGGGCAUCCUUGAAUCCAGUCGAGCUUACUGCUACCCAGUAUGAACCUGCUGCUCCUCAGUUUGUUGAGGUGGCUCCACAAAUCUCGUCUCAACAAUGGGGGACACAAAAUAACGGACUCCAGACUGAACAAAGACCUCAAAUUGAAGAAAUCCAAAGACAAUGGGAAAAAUUCAUCGAGUACUUGCCUUGGCUCAAGGGACCAGCAGGCCCACCUGGCCCACCAGGAUUUCCUGGUUCAGAUGGAGGUGCUAUUGGAGGAGGAUUCGGACAGUCACAACAGAGCACAAUAGUCGGACCACCAGGACCACCUGGCGCCCCUGGACCUGUUGGACCGAAGGGAGAAACUGGAAAUGCUGGAAAUCCAGGAACACCUGGAGGACCCGGACCUGUUGGCCCUGCUGGACUCAAUGGUGGACCUGGUGGACCUGGACCAGCAGGCGAACGUGGCUCUAAUGGAGCUCCCGGCGCUCCUGGCGGACCUGGUUUCCCUGGAGCAAAGGGAGAAGCUGGAUUUAACGGAGCACCUGGUCUCAAUGGAGGUCCAGGAUCCCCUGGCAGAGACGGCUUCAAUGGAUCACCUGGAUUAGCUGGACCCAAGGGUCAACCUGGCUCACCCGGAGUAACUUUGCCCUCAAAUCAACCUGGACCUGCCGGGUCUCCUGGCUUCCCUGGUAAAGAUGGAGCUCCAGGUUUCCCUGGCGGACCUGGACCUGUCGGCCCGGUUGGACCUCAAGGACCAGUUGGCCCAGUUGGCAGACCUGGUGGAAAUGGUUUCCCGGGAGGACCUGGCCCUAAAGGAGAAGCUGGAACUCCUGGUUUCCCGGGUGGACCUGGCAGAGAUGGACAACCCGGUGCUCCAAGCAGGCAACCUGGACCAGUUGGACCCCAAGGACCUGCUGGUUCCCCUGGCUUCAAUGGCGCGCCCGGAAAAGAUGGUUUCCCUGGCGGGCCAGGAGCUCCAGGCAAAGACGGACUACCAGGCGGACCAGGUUUCCCAGGCGGUCCCGGACAACCAGGCAGACCCGGUAAAGAUGGACUUAACGGAGGCCCCGGCGCUCCUGGCUUCCCAGGCGGACCUGGACCAGUUGGACCUCAAGGCAAACCCGGUGCUCCAGGUUUCAAUGGCGGACCUGGACCAGCUGGACCCGUUGGACCGAUCGGUGGCCCCGGACCUCAAGGUAAACCAGGUUCACCUGGCUUCCCGGGUGGACCAGGACAACAAGGGCCACAAGGAGGACUCGGACCACAAGGGGGUCCAGGUAGUCCAGGUCAAAAUGGAGCACCAGGUGGCCCUGGACCAGUUGGUCUUCCUGGACAACCCGGUGCAGCUGGCAGUAUAAGCACAAUUUCAGCUCCAGCUUACCCAACCCAAUCAGUCGAGCAACCUUCUCAUCACGCUGUAUUUGAGGAACCUUCCCCAUUCCAUACCCCAUCACAAUCGUCUUGGUCAGCUCCCAUUCAGUCUACGUGGACACCUUCAGCCGAGUCCUCAUUCCAGCCACUUCAGUCCGCCUACGGACGAUAGAUUUUCUCAGAUUCUACUUUAGGUGAUCAUCAACAUUAAAAAGAAAACUAUAUUUCUAAACGCUAUACAUUUUUCACCCUCGUCAUCGCAAAGCGAUGGCAAUUUCAUAUUCACUUCACUUGCAACAGUUGGUUGAUGUAAACUGAAAGAUUUUAAUUGCUUUAAAUACAAAAUGCACAUUCUUAACGAA
Molecule: messenger RNA, 1938 nt
Organism: Daphnia pulicaria
Lineage: Eukaryota; Metazoa; Arthropoda; Branchiopoda; Diplostraca; Daphniidae
Product: collagen alpha-1(III) chain-like
Exons: 5
Coding region: 111-1748 (545 amino acids)
Source: RefSeq, a predicted model, not a curated record